CCAGGAUGCGAACAAACUAUAAAGCUAACUGACCACAAUUAAUCGCGUCGGUGUUAUCUGUGACUCAAUUUUUUACGUGACCACACCCCCUCCUCCGACUUACCUUAUCAUCUCCGUCCUGGCUUAUCUGACAUCCUGUCUGGAUGCCCCUCUGUCUCUCGGUCGGUAUCCUAGCAGUGAGUAAUUUUUGCUGGGCUUUUCGCUCGGCUCCAGCCACCAACCAACUACACACACAAAUCCAAACUACCGACCAUAUCACAUCAUAACAACAUAGAAAAGUUUGCAAAAAAUGAAGUUUAAGCAAUUCAAGAAAAGUUAGGGUACAUGGUGCACACCGGGUGGUUGCAAAAAUUGGCGAGAUAAGGUCAAGAUUAAUAUUAGUCACGACGACAAUAAAUGAUGGAGACGUCGUCGUCGGUUUCCUCCUCUCUCCCCGCGACGACGGCGGAUGAUGAAGAUAAAAUGGAGAUAAGUGUCGAACCCCCAGAAGUGAUGACGGCAAGUUUGACAAAAGUAGAAGAAAAUGAUGAUGACAAGGCUCCCAUACUUUCCCCGGUGGGACCUCCUCCGCUGGACAAAGUGGGAGGAGACACAUCUCAUCAAAAUGGUGAUGAUGAAGAAAAUAAUGGCGAUGAAGGGGACGAUGACGAGCCUGAGUCGUCCUCCGAGUGCUUAGAUGACCCCCAUUUUGCCACGAUUUGUUCCUUCAUGGACAAAUUUGGGCCUCUUUUACGCCUCGACGUCGUUCCGUAUGACGAUUUACAGGCCAUGUUGGAAAGCACGACGUUAGUUCACGAGACACUUCUAAAACUACACAUCGUCCUUCUCCGCCGCGUGUUCAAAUCCGUCGCGGCCGACAAGUGGGAGCGCUCAGUGGCGAAAUUCUGCCACUUUUACUCCGCCCAAGACGGCUGGGAAAUUGAACGUUUUGGUUACAAAAAUGCCAAAUUGCAAACAAAACUCCGCCUGCUCAAGCACCUCCUCGAAGCCCAGUUCGACUUCAAUGUCAAGUUCAAAGCGGAAGUGAAUAAGUUGGAGGCAGGCGAUUUGCGGCUUGUUCCACUCGGCCAAGACUGCCAAGGUCAACUGUACUGGUAUCAAGUCGACAAUGACGCCAACCUCCGCGUGUAUCGGGAAGAUGUUGACGACGAAACUUGGGAAGUUGUCGCCUGCACGAGGAAAGGUCUCUGCGAGCUGAUCGCGAAAUUAGAAUUGGGCGACGUAGCAAAAAAGCGGCCACCGGCAGGCAGCGGAGAAGGUGGUGGCGACGUCGGCCUGGAUGAAGACGAGGACUCCAAUUCUCUUGAAAUGAAGGAAGUCGUCAAAGAAAUUUUGUUAGACACUGGCAAAUUUGAGGAGGAAGAAGAUGACGAUGAUGACGAAGAUGACGACGACGAGGAAGAAGAAGAAACAAGUCGCGACAGUAAUAAUAAAAAGUUAGUGGAAACCAAAACUGAAAAUGGUCACGUGGUAGAAGUGGGAGAACAAGUGAUUGCCACUAAGAGUGAAGUAAAUAUUAGUAUUACAUCUGAAUCUGCGGGACAAGAAGAAGGGCAAGAAAUAAGUAACAAAGUAAUUAAUGAGGUGGAGAAAGAACAACUCAAAGAAAGUGUCGUUGUCGCCGUUAAAAGUGAAACAGACAAAGUCCUCAUUAAAAAUGAAAGUGACAUCGUCGCCAUUAAAAGUGACAUCGUCGCCAUUACAAAUGAAAGUGACAUCGUCGCCGUUAAAAGUAACAUCGUCGCCACUAAAAUUGAAUCCCCCGUCGUUAAAGACGAACAAGAUGUCGACGAAAAGAUGGAGACGACCACUGUUCUGUCCACCGAACAGAUAAUAAGUGAGGACAAGAGAGAAGAGGAAAACGUGAAAUGUACAGAAGACGAGGAAAAUGAAACGGGAAACAGUAACGACAAUAACUUCGGAGAGAAAUUAUCUCUCCCAUUGGCUGAGGAGGAGAAGAAUCUUGCCAUUGAGAAAGAAGACCCCGUCACAACGCCACCAAUUCCCAACUCUGCACCACUACCACCACCUCCAUCGGAAGAAUGCACAGUAGAUUCGGUGCCACAAAAUGUUGAAACUGUUCCCCCCGUUGUCGAGAAGGUGGAGGAAAUCACGAUGCCGAAAGAGGUGGAGGAACCAGUCUGCGUCAAACAGGAGACAUGGAUCUGUGGCGAAACGAAGGCAGCAAUUACACCAGAAGUAGUCAAAGAGGGAGAAGGAGUGACCAUCACCUCCAUCGUCCCUAUACCUGAAGAAGUCCCCGUUACUGAGGAAAAAUCAGUAUUACCAUCAGUUGCAGAAGAAAACCUGGAAGAAAUAAAACCGGAAACGGCGUCAUUAUCUGAACCUCCUCCCGUCGAGAAGGACGUAAAAGUAGAGGAACCACCAACAUUACCAGUUCAAGAACAGGAACAAGUUCUUCCUACCGUAGAGUUAGAAAAUAAACCCCCAGAAUCAACUCUUCCUUCCCAAGUCGUCCUUCGCGAAGAUGAAAAACCUAGCCAAGAUAAAACCGAGGAAACAAACCUGUCAAAAAUUGAUCAUCUUCGUGUUCCCGAAGUGGAAUCUACGUCACAACCGAAAGUAGAGUCCACUCCACAAUUGGUAGUAGAGCCCACCCCACAACCGGUAGUAGAGUCCACCCCACAACCGGUAGCAGAGUCCACCCCACAACCGGUAGCAGAGUCCACCCCACAACCGGUAGCAGAGCCCACCCCACAAACGAUAGCAGAGUCCACCCCACAACCGGAAGUAGAAUCCACCCCACAACCCGUAGCAGAGUCCACCCCACAAUCGGAAGAAAAUGUUCCUCCUCCUCCAAAAGAAGAAGCCAAACCUCUCGUUGUUGUUCCUCAACAGCCACCACCUUCUCAAGAAAUUGAUCAUAUCACUAAUAAAUCUACUCCUCCGCCGGUCAAACCUAAUCCAUUCGGCUCUCUCGUCUCGUAUGGAGCAUCCUCCGAUUCUGAUGAUGACGAAGACCACUCUGUUGACCCUCCUCCAAAAAGUCCUCAAUCGAAUAACAAGAGAAAGGCAGCUGACGACUCCUCUCCCUCCUCCACCAUCGCGCAAGACCUUCAACCCGCUAAACUUCCCAAAGUUUCACCACCCCCACCACCAGAAAAUCCCAUCGUUGGCGAAGCCGUUGAAGAACCCGCCCUUCUAGUGACCGGUCUCGGCUCAGGCGCUCCUUGCCUCGGCGGGAACGUUCCGGAUCCUGACGAAAACAAUCAGAAAGAAAACGUCGCCGAAACCUCGACGGCCCCACAAGACGACGAUGACACCAACAACCCCGCCGUCUCCCCAGUCAAGAAACGCGGUAGGGGUCGCCCUGUUCGGAAAUCCGUGACACCAAAAAAAGCACCCGAAACGGAGGAAAAUUCUUCCUCGACUCCACCCAAAAAACAACCCACUCCACGUGGCCGGAAACAUCGUGAACUCGAACAACUCGGCGUUCCCCUCGACGCUCUGGAAGUCAAUGGUGGCACCAACGAAUCCAACGAGCGCCCUGUCCGCGCUUCGCGACGAAUUGCACAAAUCCGCCUCAAAGAGGAAGAAGAACGCCGCAAAAUUGAAGAAGAACAACUCGCUCAGCUCAAAGCGGCCGCGCUUUUACGAAAACAGCAGAAAAAGUCGGCUGAAAAUUCGGCUGUCGAUGACACUGGUGGGGCGACAUACCUUCCCGCUGAGGGGGACGAGUCUUCCUCGUCGUCGGGAGGAGAUCACUCUGAUGACAUUGACGAUUUCGCCAUCCAUCCAGGGAAAGGUAAAAAGGGGAAGAAGAAGGGGAAACGGGGUAGAAGAGGUCAGGGCGUCAAGGUCAAAAAUGGAAAACCAGGGCGUCCCUGGGCGACAGAUAGUUCGGAUGAUGACGAAGCUGUCGAGGAGGAGGAAGAGUAUCACUAUGACGUGGAAGAACCCCAUGAUCCCGACCAUCUGCACUUUGACGAUGGUAGUGACCAUGAGUUUAGUCCUGAGAGCGAUCUUGGCGAGGACGACGAAGCGCGACCCUAUCGACACGCCAGGACAGCCAAGAGAGGUGAAGUUGCCGCAGAGGAGGAGACGGGAUGCAAAAAAUGCGGCAAGGGCGACCAUCCCGAGUGGAUUUUGCUCUGUGACAAGUGUGACCAUGGUUGGCAUGCGUCAUGUCUUAAACCACAGUUGUGGGUUAUUCCGGAAGGGGAGUGGUUUUGUCCACCGUGUCAACACAGCUCACUCGUCUCCAAACUCAACGAGAAUCUCAUCGAGUACGACAAACUAUUAAAACGUCGAGAAAACGAUAUUCUAAAAAAGAAACGUCUCUCCUUUGUUGGCAUCUCACUUGAAAACGUGCUCCCUCCCUCCUCCGAUCUCACUUCCGGUCGGCCCAAAUCCAAAUCACCUUCUCCGGGACGACGCCACUCCAAAAAUCGGGACCGUGACCACCGUAAAUCUCGCUCUGGUGGCGGUCGUCGCCGCAUAAUCCUGUCUGACGAAGAAAUCUCCGACAAUUUCAUCGCCUCGGACGACAACUCUUCAGACGAAGAAAAAUCUCACCACAACUUCGACUCUGACGAAGACUCAAACGGUCCAAUUUAUCGCUUAAGAGCACGACGAAGCGCGAAAAAAUUCGACUACAAGGAAUACGACGACAUGAUCAAUUCCGCCUGUCGGGCAAGCGACGAGGACGAAUACGCCGAACUUGGCGGCGCUGACGAAGGCAAAGUUAACGGUGGCAAAGAAUUGGGUGACGAAGAGGAAGAAGAAGUCGAAGAAGAGGAGGAAGAAGACAUUUCCCGUGGCGGUGGUGGAGGAAAAAACGAAGCGUACGAACAACACUUGAAGGAAGCGGAGGAAGAAAAGGCGGCAAAAACGGCGGGACUUGCAAAACCGGAAGUUGUAGGAGAAGAACCUCCUGCUGCAUCGUCGUCCUCCGCACCACCGCCAUCGCGAGUUACUCACGACGAUACGGAGGAGGACGAAGAUGACGAUGACGACGCUCCUGGUUUGACCGAGAAGGAGAAAAAGAGACGAAAAGAAUUGAAAAAGGCGGCCGGAAAUAAGCGGAAGAAGAGGAGUUUCCGUGAUUUGGAUGCUUAUUCUGAUGAGGACGCGUCGGACGAGGAUUUCCGUGGGUCUGAUGUCGACGAGGAGGAUGAAGAAGGGGACGACGUUGUGGAAGGAGAGGAGGAAUCGGACUGGUCUGGAGACAGAGAGGAUGAUUCGGACGACUCCAUCGCGGCCGAAGCUAAGAAUAAGAGGAAAGGAGGGAAAUACGGCAGGAAAGAUGAGUACUUGGAGGUCGGCGCUGUUAGAAGGUCAACCAGGUCGAAGAGGAAGGCACGGAUUUCUUAUGACGAGAGUGACGAAGAUGACGAUGACGACGAGGAUGCAGGCGACAAGUGGAAUUCAGCCGAGUCCGAAGAGGAGGAAGAGGAAGAGACACCGUCCGAGUCGGAUGACGAAACGUAUGGAAAAUCGAGGCGUAAGAAGGCUCCGCCUCGCUCCAAGGCUGGCUCGACGCCGAGAUUCCUUCUGGGUGCUAGUUCCUCAUCCUCGAAGAAGCAGGGUUCUGGUAGUAAGGGGAGGAAAAAAUCGGGUGGCGCGUCCGGUGGCGCUAAAAAGAAGAAAAAGCGCGUCGAUGACGAAGAGGUCGAUCGAGCUUGGAGCAGUUCGCAAGGCAGUAAAGCGAAACGUUCCGCAGCUGAGGAGAAAGUCGAGCGGCGCACGCGGGGGCGAAAAAUCAACUUUAAAGACAUCCUCGACUCUGGAGAGUCGGACGAUGAAGGUAUCGUUCAUCCAAAGAGAAGACGAUUGUCCAGCGGAGAGGACGAAGACGAAGCGGAAGCUUCACGUCGUCUCGCAGAAAAAAUCAAGGCAGCCAAUCAGCGUGAAGCGGCCAUGUAUGCAGCACGCCAAAAGGAACAACGAGCUCAAUCCAGCGCUGCUGCUAGCGUAGAAGAGUCGACCCCUCCUCCUCUCGGAGAAAAUGUGACCAUUGCAGAAAAUGCGGAUGAUAUCAAGCCCAAAAUUCUCCUCCCACCACCACCACAACUACAACAACCAGCACCACCACCUUUGAUCCUGGAGGAGAAUAAAGACAUCAUGGCCAGCAAGGGAAAGAACGGCGGGGUAAAAACCGAGCAAGAAAGUCAUCCAAUCGACCCCCCAAAACCGGUAGUAGCUCCGCAGCCACUCCUCAUCCCUCCCCUCCCACCAAUCCCGGUACUUUCACUGCCCAUCGCAAGCAUGAUGUCGACCCCUGUUACCUCCACCCCUCCACCACCUGCACCAUCCACUCUUGAAAUGGAGUUAGCCAUGUCGAAACCCGUCCCCGCUCCACCAUUGCCACCCCUUCUCAUCAAAGCAUUGGGCCGUGGGAGCAGUAAAAGUAAGAAGAAAUCCAGCAGCGAGGAUCACAAAGAUAAGAAAAUGAUCCUCAUCGAAGAUCAGGUCAUUACUGGGAAGAAAUCGUCGUCACAUCAUCGCGGAUCGUCUUCGUCUCCAACAUCUGCACCAUCCGCGAUCAAUGUGACGAUCCAACACGCCUCGGGACCAGUGCCGGUGGGGAGUAGUCAGGCAGGCGGUGGAGGAAUGGGGAUGCCACUGGAUAUUACAAGGGUACCGAAUCCUGGACUAUUUCCGGGAGGACCACCCAAUCCGAGAGAUAUGAUGAGGUCAUUUCAUCCGAUGUGGGGGAGAAAUCCGGGUCCGCCACCGCCCGGCUAUGGUCCACCGGGAUCGAUAGGGAAACCACCCCCAUUGAAUAACUCACCUUUCAUGCAACAACAUCCCUCACAGGCCAGGUGGGGUUUCGAUAAAGGGCCGAGUUAUCCCCCAUCCGGUCCACCUCUCCGAAUUCCGAACCCAUCCAACAACCCUAACGCGCUGCAACAAGCGUUUCAACACUUUCAACAACAACACCAACGUCGCGAAGGUGGGGGUGGACCUCCUCCCACCAGCGGCGGUGGGGGUGGAAUGUAUCGCCCAUCGCCACCCGGCUCUCUUCCACCCGGACUGCUGGCUGGCUUUCAAAACUCACCGGAACGUUUCUUCGGCGGUCACCCGUCGCCAUACGGGUACGGGAUGUUACCUCCGCAAGGGCAGCAGGGCUUCUUUGGCCCCACACCGUUUGAUCCCUUCAGACCGGCGGGAAGUGAUACGUUCAAAGAUGACCAUCCCUCCCCUCCUCCACCACGUCCUACCCCCACCACCAACGCGCCAUCGACACGCCCCGGUGGUUCUUCGCCCCCAAUUAUUCACCACCACGCCGCCCCCUCCUCGAAAGACGAUGCCGUCGUCGUCCCCUCUUCCGAGAGCGAGUUUGGCGGUUUAGUCUCUUACUUUAGCAGCCAAAGAAGCGAGGAAGAUAUGGACACGUGAAUAAUUAAUUUCUCCAAAACGGACACGUGUAUUAAUUAAUUAACCAAUAAAUCCAAACUGGAAGAGUCAUCAACACUUAACUAAAUUCAUCCUUAACUUAACACUUUAACAAAUAUGAAAUGAAACCAAUCUCUCUUCACUGAUCUGAGCAAUGUGCACACCAAAGGGAAAAAGAUCAUGUUAAGAUAAGAUAAUUAAUUAAUUAGCUCAGUAAUUAGUGGAAAAA
Folsomia candida is the source of this 7588-nucleotide messenger RNA. Its product is annotated as remodeling and spacing factor 1. The coding region runs from base 397 to 7362 and encodes 2321 amino acids. Gene Ontology annotation, cellular component: RSF complex. The transcript has 13 exons. Gene Ontology annotation, biological process: regulation of DNA-templated transcription. The record is from RefSeq and is a predicted model, not a curated record. NCBI's taxonomy places the organism in Eukaryota, Metazoa, Arthropoda, Collembola, Entomobryomorpha, Isotomidae.